Messenger RNA from Trichoderma reesei QM6a, 1029 nucleotides. Its product is annotated as anti-silencing-like protein. NCBI's taxonomy places the organism in Eukaryota, Fungi, Ascomycota, Sordariomycetes, Hypocreales, Hypocreaceae. Gene Ontology annotation, cellular component: nucleus. Gene Ontology annotation, biological process: DNA replication-dependent chromatin assembly; nucleosome assembly; nucleosome disassembly. The record is from RefSeq and is a predicted model, not a curated record. The annotation marks the transcript as partial. The transcript has 4 exons. Gene Ontology annotation, molecular function: histone binding.
UCUCUUCUCUGCACAACAGCCAGCGAGUUGCCAGUUCCCUUUGCAUCUGCAUUUGCACCGCGCCUUCGAUCUCUCGCAGCUGAAGAAAAUCGUACAAGCCGCUACCGAGCGUGUUUGUUUGCCCCUCCAAACGGUUUUUGCUAUAAGUAGCCUCGAUACCGCCUCGACGAUUGGGUCUUCUCGCGCAAUCUUCUCUACGCGGCGUGUUUGCAGGGGACUGUUCCUCGCAAGCAUAUUCGUACGACUCGAUCCAUCUUCUUCCGUCGUCCUUCGUAAACACUAUUCACCAUGUCUGUCGUGUCACUUCUUGGGGUCAAGGUGGUCAACAACCCCGCCAAGUUCACCGACAAGUACGAGUUCGAGAUUACAUUCGAGUGCCUCGAGCCACUCGAGAAGGAUCUCGAAUGGAAGCUGACCUAUGUCGGAUCUGCUACCUCGGACCAGUACGACCAAGAACUGGACUCCCUUCUCGUCGGCCCCAUCCCCGUGGGAGUCAACAAGUUCCUCUUCGAAGCUGAGGCCCCCAACACUGCUCGCAUCCCCGACGCCGACAUUCUGGGCGUCACCGUCGUGCUCCUUACGUGCGCCUACGACGGACGCGAGUUUGUGCGAGUUGGAUACUACGUCAACAAUGAGUACGAUUCUGAGGAGCUCAAUGCUGAGCCCCCCACGAAGCCGAUCAUUGAGCGGGUGAGACGCAACGUCCUCGCUGAGAAGCCCCGUGUGACCCGCUUCGCCAUCAAAUGGGACUCCGAGGCCUCUGCACCCCCCGAGUUUCCCCCUGAGCAGCCCGAGGCCGACCUGGUUGCGGACGAGGAAGAAUACGGCGCCGACGAGGCCGAUGAGGAGGCUGCCGAAGAAGCAGCGGCCGCCAAGGAGAAGGGUGAGGACUCGGAAAUGGCUGGCGUCGAGAGCGAGCACCAGAACGGACACGAUCACGAGGAAGAGGAGAUGUCCGAGGACGGCAGCGUCGACAUCGAAGGCGAGAGUGAGGACGAGCUGGAGGAGGAAGAAGAGGGUGAGGGCGAG